AGGAGUAAUAAUAGGCGUUAUCAUUGCUGUACUUAUAGUUGUAUUCAUCAUAAAGAGGUUGAAAAAGAAAUCGGAAAAGGAUCCAAGAAAAACAGAAGACGCUGAUGAAGAGUCACAGAGGUUAAUUCCAAUGAAUAUUUUCCCUGAACAAAGAUAUGGAAGUCGAUUAAUUGGAGGCUAUGAGAUAUGGAAAACAAGUAUAUCAGAUCCAUUCUCCACACUGUCUGAUGACGAGGUGUCCGUGUUAUUCUGUUUUCUGUGUUCUGACUCCGGUCCUCCUGACUUCACUGACACAGAGUGGUUGGACUUGCUUAGUGAUAUACGACGGAGAGGGUACCGUAAAGAGAAUCCUGUAACAAGUGAGGAAGCACAGCAGACUCUGGACAGACUGAAGUCACGUGAUUACAUUUGGGAAGAUCAGGACAAGAUAACGAAGAACAUAAAGGAUGAGACAAUGUAUAGGAUAGCAUCAAUAGACCGUGAUAUACCAUUCUAUUACAGUAGUUAUGAUACAGCCAGUGUGUACCUGAGAUCAAACGGAUACAACAGAAAACCUGGAGAGAAGUGUGUCAUUUGUAAAGGUGAUGAGUCCUUACUGAUACGCCGUCUACAGAUGAACAUACUGACUCACGUCACCAUGGAGGACACGAAUAUAUAUGAGCUGUUAGUCCGGUUUUUAAACACACCGUACAACGAAAUAGGGGGGAAUCUAAGUGAACGGACGCAGUUAUUAAUAACCUUAACAGAACAAGGAGAGGCUGUACAUUACAGAGGAAGAUCACAUGACAGUGUAGAUCACGUGACGUGGCUCUGGAGAUACGGGGACUGGGCGAGACCUGACAUCGUGAGAUCCUGUAUAGGUCUACAUCCACACAAUGACAUUUACAUCAUCGACAACAAAGCUUACAGAAAACCAAGUAAGUAUGGACUACAAAAUCAGAAACACCUCGGACCGAUUAAAAAAGAGAGAGUAUUAACGGCAAACGGUUAUAUAUGA
Messenger RNA from Saccostrea cuccullata (small rock oyster), 997 nucleotides. RefSeq lists its product as uncharacterized. The transcript is spliced from 5 exons. Bases 131 to 997 code for a protein of 288 amino acids. The record is from RefSeq and is a predicted model, not a curated record. Lineage: Eukaryota; Metazoa; Mollusca; Bivalvia; Ostreida; Ostreidae.